CACGUCAAUCACUCCAGUUUACGGAAGUGUAACCAGCUACCGCAAAGAUGGAGGACGAUAUCUCAGAUUUGAGCAGACCACAGAUGUACUUGUUUGGUUGUACCCUCAAGUCGGACAAACGGGAGUUCAAAGUUGACGUAGACGACGAUGAUACGGAGCAGCAGCUGUCACUCAAAGCAGUGUGUCUGGGAGCCGAGGCUGAGGAUAAGUUCCACAUGGUGGAAGUGGAGGGCCUGACUUAUGAUGGAAAAACAACCAAAGUGCCGCUGGUUGCUCUGAAACCGUCUGUCCUGCCCUCUAUGAGUUUAGGUGGUUUUGAAAUUACACCUCCAGUCACCUUCCGUCUUCAGUCUGGCUCUGGACCGGUUCACAUCAGCGGGCAGCAUUUUGUCAGUGUGAAGGACUCAGAAGAUGAAGAGGAGGAGAACAACUCCUCACCGGUGAAGCGACCUGCAGGCCUUACAUCAGGGAAAAGGCCUCCGUUGAAGAAACUAAAGAUGGAUUCUGAUGAUGAUGAAGAAGACAGCGACGACGAUGAUGAUGAUGACGAAGAUGACGACAGUGACGAUAACGAUGUGAAGCCUCAGAAGACUGUAGGAAAAGACCUGAAAAAAAGCUUCGAGUCUUCAGCCAAGAAGCCCAACAAGACUCCCAUGAAACAAAACGGUCCCGCAGGAAAAGGAGCAGGAUCAGCCGGCAAACCACAGAUGAAGACACCUGCCCCAGGAAAAGACAAACCCCAGGCUGGUCCGUCUAAAUCUCCCUCCCUGCCUGAGAUUAAGAGCAAGUUGUCAACGGCAGCCAAGGAGGGAAAAUCUCUACCGAAGACGGAGCAGAAGUUUGAGAAUUUCGUCAGGAGUUCUUUUAAAAUCAUCGACAAGAAGGUGGUCAAGGACCUUUGGAGUUUUGUACAGACACUGAAGACUGGGAAGAAGUAACAAACCUUUUACAAACUAAAGCAUUUGUAUGUUUUGCAUCCUGCAAGACGUUUAAAGGCACAGUCAGCGACAUUUCCUACUUAGCCUUAUUAAGACAUCAUCGUUAACUCUAUCUCUGAGUAUACACACCGACUGAGGGCUGAAAAAUGGGUAAAGCCAUUAAUGAUCUGGGUGUCAUUGUUCUUUUUAAGAUGCGGAGCACCUCCUGGAGCCCGUUUUGCAAUUCACUUAUAAACUCACUCAUUCACACUCAGCAGGUUGCAGCUUUUGACAAAUAUAACUCCAUCACAUGAAGAUUUAAACCACUUAUAGGGAAGGGAAGGAAAAAUAAUACCAAUUUGGACUUUCAAAUAUGGCUGCAUUCCAGUAACCAUAAAUCAUCAUAAUCCAUCCAGUAUGCCAGAAUAAUCCACUACACCUGUAUGUUCAAUGCAGUAAUCAAGAAAUACCAGGAUGUUCUACUACAAUUAGUUGUGUUUUGCAGCAUGCAAGAAAGUAUGCUUUUUGGCAGCUUCGAGCAUCAACCCUCUGGACAGCAGUAGGUAAAUAUUACUAGCUGAGCAACCAUACAGAGCACCUCUGUUGAGAGCCACAAACGUUUGUCAAUAAUGUUCAAAUUUAGUCCACAAGCUGUAAAGACUGUCUGAGCAAGAGCAUCAAACAUCAAGGCACAAUGCUUCGCCCUAGUUGUAUGAAUACUGCAUGUAAAGUAAAAUAAGUUCUCUGUAAGCGCAGCUGCAAUACAGUAAAAAAAAAAACCUGCUUGAUGCAGUUUUGAAUUUUAAACCACCUACACACAUUAAGUAUCGCACCUGCAAGUAUCUAAAGCUGAUUUAGGAUAUCAGAUAUGUAAGUUAUUAAAGGUAUAAGACAACAACUACUUGUAUUCAGAAAAGACAGUCAAGAUAGAACCUAGUGAAGUCCUUGCUAAUGUUAAAUAGUUGUGGUCCCAGCCUGUUUUACGCAAAGACACCUUUCCUGUCAGUGAGGUUUGCAACUUUAACUCAAGUUAUGACAGAGAUCAAACUUUCCCCACCUACACACAAAGGGCUGUUUAAUGUAUCACAUACAUGCUGAACCAGCAGCCAUACAUCAACUAAAUUAUUCCUCUCCUUGCCUGUAGACUGUGAGAUUGUUACGUCUCCAUCUUACAUCCGUCAUGUAGACUCGCUGCAUGUCGCAUUGGAACUGCAGCCUUCAAACCGCUGGUGCCGCGGCUUUGCAAUCUGAUGCUAUUGGUUGAGCCUGGUUUUAGGUGCUUCGCAUCCAUGACACUGUGUGUCCUUAAGUCAACAAUGCAAUAGGAGAUAUUGCAGAAUGUGCCUUUAAAUAUCUCUACUGUAAACUGAGAUAUAUACCAGAGUCCCAUUUAGUGUGAAUUUGAGCCAUAAACACACGGACGGUUGAGACAGCUGACAGGGGGCGACACAUUUCUCCUGCUAAGUGUUUUUUUGUGUUAUUUUACUUUGGUGUCUGGCUUUAUGAGGCAUUUGUAGCUUAUGAAACAUGCAAACGGAUUGUACUAAGAUUUUUAUCAUCAUUAUUGCUUUUUACAUAAUGUACAGAAAUUGGUCAGUGAUGCAGCUUUUUUAAUGUGUUAUUCAAUUUGGUUUAAACCCCUGCAGUAUAUUGUUUAAGUAGGCCAUCAACGACACCAAACAGCAGACAAGCCAAAAGAAUCAACUGUUUAUAAACCCUUCACUUAAAAAAGGAAAAAUGCAAUCUUAAAAAACGCAAGCUUCACAUAUUAUCAUGCUUUUGUGCAGCUUGAACGUCACUGCUGUUACAUAUCUUUACCAGUUAAACCAUUAAGUAACAAGAAAUGUUUCAUCCUCCUUUUUUUUUACCAAGAACAUACCGGACAUUUCUGGACCAGAGCAGUGUUACCUUAAUGUUUUAAUAAUUCAAUCCUAAUCUCUUUCAGUUUACGUUAGCAUCAUCUAAACAUGCAGAACCUGCAACUAUUACAAGAAUGUAGACUGGACUCAUUCAGGUGUUAUGAAUUCAUAUCAAGCCUGUUAACAUCUGUCAUAAUCUCAGGGGGGUAAUUAUUACAGUGAUUACAGCAAAGUGUUCAUAAGAGCGAUCCACAAAACAUUAUAAAGAUUAUUAUGAGGUCUAUUAAACCAACACAGAUGCCCAGUUUUUUCUGUGAAGUCAUAAACAAAGCAUACAUGAAAUUAAAAACAAGACUAACUAGCUCCAGGAGUGUUUUUAUGAUGUGGAACCAUAACACUGUUUUUAGUGUAUGCACCAAAAACAUAUUACAAGCCUAUGAUUAACACAGAUUAUCUUAUUUAUUACAACAUAAUCAUGAGGUGUAUAUCAGAGUGACAUGACGGCACCGUAGCAGAAAGCUCAUAAAGAACUCAACCCCGUAAUCGUUUGCACUCUGGUGUAUCAGCGCUUUGGUGACAAUGAGCGCACACACUCGCCCUGCGUAUGAUGUGUUUAUGAUUCUGUAUGAUGUCUUUUAUGAGCCAAAUGUUGGCAGACGGAUCCCAUCUUUAACCAAUCAAAUCACUCGGUGUAACAACCCUGCUGUCUGUAAAAGAGAGUUCAGAUUCCUUUUCUGUAAACUGAGUCAAAUUAUUUAGGUUUCUACAGUCACAGAUCAUUUCUCCUGUCAUUACAUCUUCAAUUAAAGCUCAUUCUGAAGUUUUAUGUAGAAGGAGCAUUUGGCCUUUUUUUUGUUUUAAAUACUCCCUUAUCAUCAAACCAUUACCUGAUUUUAUUCCCUGUAUAUACCUGUAUCUCUUGCUUUUAAUUCCAUGUAAGGCAGCUGAAUUAUUAUGUUUUUGAAGUGUAUGCUUGAUCCGCCCUUGCUAUUAGCUGGUUUUGCAGCUUGGAUCUGUUGUCAUGAUCUUAAUUUGAAAAAUUGUGAUUGGUAGUUUGGACUAGAUGUUUGUUUUUUUUAAUGUUUGAAUAACUUUCUGAUAUUUUUGUUUCUUUUAUUUUAACUUUUCAUCUUAUUCCUCUAGUUUUGUAUGUCUGUGCUGAGUAGUUUGAUGGCAGUCUAUAAUUACAUCCAAGUGAUAGAAACGAUAUUAGGGAUGCACGAUAUUGGAUCUUGCCAAUAUCCGAUAUACAAAUAUUUUCUUCUUUUUCCUUUUUAAAUGACAGAAUAGCUGAAUAAAUGUGGGGAGUAGACAGCGGGGGAAGACAUGCAGGAAAUGGUCGUGGCCGGGAGUCGACCUCUGCGACUUGGACUGUAGCCUCUGUAUAAGGGGCGCUUAGACCACUAGGCCACCAGCACCCCAAUAUUUUCAAACUCAUUGAUACUGAUACCGAUCCAAGGUCAUCCUUAGCCUGCAGAGGCCUCAAUCUCCCACCAUGCUGAAAGACUGAUCUAUAAUUCAGUGACUUUCUCUUUAAGCUUCCUUCUCUUCAACGUCAUCCCUUCUAUGUGACUUAGCUUCAUCGAAUGACUGAAGUAGAGGCUGCUGACAAGUUUUCUCUGUCACCAAUGCUCCUUGUGUUUACUUUUCACAAACUCUUGGUGCAUGAGGAUGACAGUUCUUAAGAUGUACAAAUAUAUUAGUAGCUGUUUUGCUCCUGUGCUUCACAAAGCUGUGUGACUGUUUAUGACGCUUCUAAAUACAGCCGACAUGUUAACACUUGUUGUUGGCGGCCAUAAACUGUAAUUGCACGCACGUAUAAUGCAUCACCUUAUCAGCCGUCCUUAUCAGUGGAAAUUUUCAGAUUCACCAAUACUGAUAGUUAACGUUCAAGCUUUUAUCUGCUGAUGUUCUGCCCGCAAUAUCGUGCAUCCCUACUGAAUCUCUCUUUGUUUUUUGAAUCAGGCAAUUAGAAAAGUUAGAUUCCCUGAAAAUGAUUGAUAGAGUAUAACUAAGAAGACAUUUUUUUAGAGCAGCAUGAAGUUGUUUUAGGUCGUAGGUAUGUGCUGUUGUUCCAGGAUAACGUAGUUCAGAGAUUUAUUUAAGGUUUAUAUCCAUUCAACCCCCCCUGUUUUGUUUCUUGAUGUAUAAUACUGUGUCUGAAUGACUUACUGUAACUCAUCAGUAUGUUGGAGGCAUUUAAAUGUUGACCAUUAACAUGACUCUGCUGGAAAUGUGAUUAAGCAGAUGGUGGCUCAACUUGAGAGUGAAUUUCAUCCAUUCAGUCAAACUUCAAUGAUUUGUUUUUUGCAUGACUGCUGACGGCAGAUUUCUUUCUUUGAUGGUUUGUUGAAAUGAAAGCGUCCAUCCAUAUUUUUUAUUCUACCUGUAACAUUUACCUGAAUAAAGUGAAUCCCUGCUGGUUUUCAGUCCCA
This is a messenger RNA of Notolabrus celidotus (New Zealand spotty), 5211 nucleotides long. RefSeq names its product nucleophosmin 1b (gene npm1b). The record is from RefSeq and is a predicted model, not a curated record. Gene Ontology annotation, biological process: chromatin remodeling; ribosomal small subunit biogenesis; ribosomal large subunit export from nucleus. Gene Ontology annotation, cellular component: ribonucleoprotein complex; cytoplasm; centrosome. Gene Ontology annotation, molecular function: chromatin binding; RNA binding; histone binding. Bases 48 to 938 code for a protein of 296 amino acids. NCBI's taxonomy places the organism in Eukaryota, Metazoa, Chordata, Actinopteri, Labriformes, Labridae. The transcript has 11 exons.